Molecule: messenger RNA, 1170 nt
Organism: Camelina sativa (false flax)
Lineage: Eukaryota; Viridiplantae; Streptophyta; Magnoliopsida; Brassicales; Brassicaceae
Product: F-box protein At5g49610-like
Source: RefSeq, a predicted model, not a curated record
AUGAGUUAUCCUGCAAUGAACCAAGACAUAAUCUUAGGAAUUUUGUCUUACUGUCCGGUGUCAGCAAUUGAAAAAUUCAGAUUUCUAAACAAAGAUUACUACAAACGAAUGUCGGAAUCUUGGUUUAUCAAUCUUAAUCUCCUUAGAACCAAUCCUGUCUUUGGAGUUUUUAUCCAAUACAAAGGACCUCUUUCAACAUAUUAUUCCACUUAUUAUGUCCUCACUUCUAAGAACAUUCAUCAUAGAUCUAAAGUCUCGCUCGAGUUUUUACCGGUAGAGAAGGUAAAGAUCGAAGCUUGUGACCCAAGUCAUGGGAUUUUGCUCUGUGUUGAUCCUAAGUGCUAUGGACGAACAACGUAUAUUGUUUGUAAACCAACCACAAAACAGUACCAUACUAUACCAAACCCGGAAACCGGAUGUUUACGGACAAUUGUAACCGGCUUAGUCGUCAUUGGAGCAAAUCCUUUUCGAUAUAAGAUUGUCAAACUAUCUCAGCAAAAUAAGAUAACGUUUUCAGAAAAUGAUAAUUGCUACACACUCAUAUGCGAAGUUUUCGAUUCUGAUUUGUUUACAUGGAAACGAUUAGACGAUGAUGUGAAGCUACCAGAAGGAGAAUUCUUAAGGAUUUCAAGUGUACCAGUAUUGAUUAACGGAUUCUUGCAUUGGUUAACGACUUCGAACAAGAAUGUAUUCCGGUUUUGUAUGAAAACCGAAACAUGGUCUCUCCAUCCGCUUCCGAACGAUUUAACAAGAACUAGUCCUCUAGUUUUAGCUAAGUACAAAGACAAGCUAGGCAUAAUUCUUUGGAAACAGAAAAGCAGAGAAAACUUAAAGGGAAUUUGGGUAUUGGAUAGUAGUUUUGGGAAGACAUGGGUGAAUGUGAAAGAAGAGAAAAGUAUAGUAGAAGAAGAUAAAUUAGUUAAACCUGUGUGGUUGCUCCCAGAAACCAACGUUGCAGUGGUGAUGUGUGGUUUUGAUUGGGUUGGUCUUUAUGAUAUGAAGACUAAUAGCAUGAAAUCUGAGCGUUACAAGAUAAGCCUUCCAUUUACUGUUGAUUACAAUUCUUCUUCCGUUGAUUAUUUCCCUUUUUACUCUGACUAUGAAAGACUUAAUCUGAACGAAGGUCAAACAGUUGUUAGACAGUCAAGAGUGUGCCAAGAUAAUUGGUAG